Leptopilina heterotoma is the source of this 4189-nucleotide messenger RNA. Its product is annotated as partitioning defective 3 homolog. The record is from RefSeq and is a predicted model, not a curated record. The transcript is spliced from 2 exons. NCBI's taxonomy places the organism in Eukaryota, Metazoa, Arthropoda, Insecta, Hymenoptera, Figitidae. Gene Ontology annotation, biological process: cell adhesion; microtubule cytoskeleton organization; establishment of centrosome localization. The coding region runs from base 596 to 3466 and encodes 956 amino acids. Gene Ontology annotation, molecular function: protein binding; phosphatidylinositol binding. Gene Ontology annotation, cellular component: apical plasma membrane; cell cortex; adherens junction.
ACUUUGGUAGAUUACUAGCGGCGUUUUCGUCGCAACCUAUAUUUUAGUUGUUUCACAGUUCAGAUUGUCCACUUUCAGACAUUUUUGUUUAGUUCAGUUCGCACACGUUUCGGGGUGUUGAGAUAUUAGAAAUGCGGAACAGAAACAAAAUGUCGUAGUUUGAUAAUUGUGAUUGCGUCUGUUUAAUGUAUUUCAUGUUAUAAUUUAUGAACAAAUUUUUAAUCUAUAUUGUUGAUAAUGCCAAAACAUUCCAUAUUCUUUAAGACAAAAGAAUUGAAAAUUUUAAUCUCAAGUAUUCUCUUUUAAGUAAAUUAAGUGCUUGUGUGUUGUAUAAAGUCUCAAGUGUGCUGCGUCGGUGAUUCAUUUUUACUACAGGAUAUACGAGUGAAUAUCAGAAAUACUAUGUGAUUAGUGAACAGGCCACUUUGUUCAAGAAAAAUACUUUCCCCUACUCAAUUAGAAGAAAGCGAUGCAAUUAGACUGAAAACUUGUUGCUUAUGUUAGAAUUUUCGUUGUUUUUAUUCAAUUGACAUUCCAGGAACUUUAGAUAGAAAUUCGAAACUUGAACGCGAGUAAUGUCAAAAUCGGAGGGAGUAUGAAGGUGACCGUGUGCUUUGAUAACGUGCGAGUGGUGGUUCCUUGUGGGGAUGGAACGUUGCUUGUUAGGGAUUUGAUGCAUGAAGCUACAUUGCGAUACAAGAAAGCAACCGGUAAAAGUGAUAGUGCUUUGACGAUCACCAGUCUCUCCUCUUUAACGGGUGGAGGUCUUCUCGAUCCCGAUGACAGGUUAUGCGAUGUAGCUGACGAUAGGGAGCAAAUCGUCGCUCAUUUUAUUUAUUCCGAUGUUAUUCACGCUGGGGGCGAUGGUGCUAGUUCUGUGGGAACGAAUAGUCCCGACUUUUUUCACGGAGGAGAUGGUCAUCAUCAUCACCACCAUCAUCAUCAUCAACAUCAUCCACAGUCGAGCAAUAUUAAGAGAGAAAGUACAAAGAGGUUAUCGAUGCAUGUACUUUCCACUAGAGAACCAUACCUCACUACUUAUUCAGCGCAGUCAUUACCGCGAGAGUCACGUCGAAAGGAGCCUCUAGGACAGGAUGCAAAAUCAUUUUAUGAGUUGUCUAAUUUUCCACUUAAAAGCAAUGACGAAGGUGAGAUUCGAGAAAUUGUUAUUAAAAAUGAAGCUGGUCCCUUGGGACUGCAUGUUGUUCCCUGCUAUGAUUUAUCGGGAAACGAUCAGGGUCUUCGGGUUGAAGGAAUUGAGCCAAAUGGAAGGAUAGCGAAGGAUGGUCAGAUUGAAUUACAUGAUAAUAUUAUUAAAAUAAAUGGUCACAAUUUGUUGCGCAUGCCUUUUUCUAAAGUGCAGGAGAUAUUUAGAACGUGCAUGAGUGAGCCUUGUUUAAAUAUAUCAGUUUUGAAGCAUAAGAAAAAGAAUAUUGAAAAGUCUGUACAGAAAAGUCCUGGUAAUACAAGUAAGGACAAAAUAGAAACUGAGGAGAAUGUUAAGAAAUUACAGGGUACUAAUUAUAAUAUUCUUCAAACAGCAAACACUCGAAAGAUAGGAAAGAUGAUAGAAAUUGAAUUGACCAAGGGGGGCAAUGGUUUGGGAUUCAGCGUCACAACACGAGACAAUCCAGCAGGUGGCCACUGUCCAAUUUACAUAAAAAAUAUUUUACCCAAAGGUGCAGCGGUGGAAGACGGACGGCUGAAACCAGGUGAUAGAUUGUUGGAGGUAAAUAAAAAGGAAAUGACCGGAAAAAGUCAAGAUGAGGUCGUCGCUUUGUUGAGGAGUAUUUUACCAGGAGGUAAAGUGAAGCUGUUGGUGUCACGUCAAGAAGAAGUGUCUGCGAAUACAUCCGACUCGCAAAUUGUAGUGCCUGUUUCCGAUUCCGUCAACACUUCCAGGAACUCUCAAUCAUCUCAUCGCUCUCCAAUAAAGAAGAGCGACGAGGAAAAAUUGGAUUCAUACAGCAUGGAUAAAUUCAAUUUCAAAACAAUUCAGAUUUCUGACGAAGUAGUUUUAUCCCCUAAGAAGAAUCGAAUGAUUUUGACUCUAGACAUUCCAGUACAUGAUUCCGAGAAAGCAGGACUAGGAGUAAGUGUGAAAGGUAAAACGAGUAGUAAUGACGAUAAUACUAACGUCGACUUAGGUAUAUUUAUUAAAAGUGUCUUGCACGGAGGAGCCGCAUCCAGGGACGGUCGUUUACGAACAAAUGAUCAACUGCUCAACGUGAAUGGAGUCUCUCUAUUGGGACUUUCGAAUUCCGAUGCUAUGGAGACUUUGAGACGUGCUAUGCUCAAUACAAAUAGUUCAGUCACUGGGGUUAUUUCUCUGACGAUAGCCAGACGUGUCUCUUCUUACGACACGUGCGAGAAACACUUUGUUGACAAUGUGCCUUCUCAUGGAAAAUUAGAAUCUGUUAACACUGUAUAUAUUUCAGAUUCCUCGAAACGCAAUGAAGGUAAAGUUAAAGAUAUUAAAAAUAAUGUCAAUUCUCCAUCAGAUUCGCUGGACAAUGGAUCUCUACUGUCGUCAGCUUCAGCCUCCCCUUGGAACCCAGUUAUAGACAGACUAACUGAACAAUACAACAAGAAUAGUCUGCGCAACGAGAGUUACUGUAUUGCCACCAACAAGAUAUGGAUGGAGCCAUCGAGUAACAUCAACGUUAACGUUAAGAAAUUAACUCUGCCUCAAAAUGGUGAUCGCUUAGAUUCAGUAUUAUUGGAAGAUUCCAAUCACGAUAGUCAUGGUAAUGAAAUCAAAAGGAACUCUGAAGAUAAGGACAGUCAGUAUUCCGGAGAUCCUACGUACGAUAGCCAAUUAUCUUUGGAGGAAUUCAACUCUCCCACAAAUAAAUUUUCACGUGACGCCCUAGGUCGACAAAGUAUGUCCGAAAAGAGACAUGCCGUUCUGGAUGCUAAAAAUACGGACACUUACAAGAGGAACAAGAAAUUACGGGAAGGAAGAGAGAACAAAAGUGCCGAGCACAACAGCCAUUCCGAGGACGUUGGUGACGAGGGGAAACGCGGAUACAAUGUUGAGAAGUUCGAAAAGCUCGGAGACAAAGUGGGGGAAAGUUCGUCGUUCGAUAGCAAUAGGAAGCAUUACGAUAAGAAGUAUGUGGAGCAACCUCAACCAGAGUACUUAUACACUAUUCCAGGAUGCAACAAUAAGCAUUCAUCGCCUAGGAAACAUUGGCUUGUUGACGAUGUUCAUAGCAAUAACAUUCCAAACGCGAAUAAUUUUAACGAGGUAAGAGAAGGAUUCUCCAACACACGCGGCGAUGUCAAGCAGGCAUCAUUAAAUUCUGCUCUGGAUGAUCGAUACAAACGUUCCAGAAAAAAGGGUGGAAUUCGAUCAAUGCUGCGUCUAGGAAAAAAUAGAAAGUCACUUAAUUUUGGCGACAAUUUAGAAAAUCGACAUGAAACUAAUAAUUACUGUAGUGGAACAAUUAAUUACAUUUCGUAAGUUUUUUAAACAAAUUUUUAAAAUUGAAUUUUAACGAUAAUUAUUAAUAUGUACAUAUAUAUUAAUAUGUAUGAAAAUUGAAUAUAAAUUGAAUAACAAGAAAUUAUCUUUCUAUCAUAUGACUGAAUUGUCUAGAAACAAUUGUUAUAUAUAUAUAUAUACAUAUAUCAAAUUGCAAGUACAGUCGUAGGCAUAAUGAGCCUACUUGUAAAUUUACGAAAAGGACCUGGUUUUAAGUGCCUUAUAUCUGCAUACUAAAUACUAAAAGUAAAGAAAUGAUAGAAUUUUGUAUAUAUUUAAUUUUGUACUUAAUUUUAUAAUUUGACUACGUUCCACACUGAACGUGCAAUGAAAAUGUACGUUAUGAAUGAAAAUCGCAAGCACCUUAAUAACAAUUCAACUAAAACACCAAUUUUACCACCAGCCAACUAUAUUUUUGAUAACUGCAAGAUAUGGAAAAAAUCAACUACUUUCUGAUCCAGAAAUUAUUCUUCAAUGUGAAAAAAUAUUCUAUAUUCUAGUUUAGUGUUACAGACAGCUCAAAAAUCAGUAUCGCUUCAGCAGAUUCGAUUUCGUUCUAAAAUAAACAUACAAAGACCAAAACCCUUCCAUCAUGAACGAGGAAAAGUAAUGGAAUUUUUGACGCCAUUCUAUGCGAAUCCAGAUAAAGGAAAAAAAUUAUGGGAAGUUUGCCACAAAGGAAAGAAGAAGGAAGAACAAAAA